CAUUGACCAGCUGACAGUUGUUGUUUUGUGAAGCUGUGUUUUCUGUCACUCUAACAAGGAAGCAUUAUUUUCUGCUAUUGUCAAACUGUAGUCGUUAAAGUUAAACGUUGAUAAUACUGCAUUUUAUUUUACGAUUCUGUUUACGUUGUUGUAAAUUAGAAACCUAUUAGGCGAUGCCUUCUGAAAAGACCUUCAAACAGAGGCGUACCUUUGAACAACGAGUUGAAGAUGUAAGACUUAUUCGAGAGCAACAUCCAACUAAAAUCCCAGUAAUAAUUGAACGGUACAAGGGUGAAAAACAGCUGCCAGUGUUGGAUAAAACCAAGUUUCUCGUACCGGAUCAUGUGAAUAUGAGCGAACUAAUAAAGAUAAUAAGGAGGCGCUUGCAGCUCAAUUCAAAUCAAGCUUUCUUCCUUCUGGUGAAUGGGCAUAGCAUGGUGAGCGUCUCCACACCCAUUUCUGAAGUAUACGAGAGGGAGAAGGAUGAAGAUGGAUUUCUGUACAUGGUCUAUGCUUCUCAAGAAACAUUUGGUGCAAACUGUUUUUUGUAAACUGUUGUUCUAACAACACAGUUGUAACCUCCCCACCUCAGUACAGAAAACCUACUGGAAAGGGAUGUCACUGAAUUUGCAACUAGCGAUUCUUCACUAAUUGUCAACCAUUUCAUGUCAUUGCUACUUUGAGUCCAAACCUUUAAUAACUUUUGCAGUAGACUCUUGUUAAAUGACUGCAGGGAAUUGUGUUAAUGCUAUUACAUAGUUAUAGAUGAGCAUGAGCUUUUGAACAUGCCUCACUGUUCAAGAAAAUAAAUAUUGGCUGUGUGAAAAGUCCGCAUAUUUGUAGCAAUUGAUAGCGGUUUAAUGAAAGUGACAUCUCGUUCUGCUACCAGAAAAAAAGUUCCAAAAAUCUUACUGUUUUAAAGAUGAUAAUUUUUUUCCCUAUUCAGUGAUGGAUUCUUAUUUCAUGCAUUUGAUAUAUUCUGAUGGAAUAUCUUAUUUCUUACUACCUUGGCUAGAAAACAGACCAUCUGGGGUUUUGCUUCAACAAAUUACAGGUAGACCAGGGUAAAAUAAUGGCAUAGCUAGAUUGGGUGGCUCUGGCAGUACCGAUGCAUGGUUCCAUAAUAAGCUUGAUAGUGUGCUGCAUGCUUCGGCAGGGUAAAAUACACCAAACCAGUACUGAGUCUACUGUAGAGUACAUUAGGUAAUUACUGUAGAACAGGGGAGUACAGGGUUAUCCAGAGUAUAUUUUAGGUUAAUAGUUUACAACCCAUUCUAAAACAGCUAAUAUGAAGUCUGAGGUGAGCCUCAGAUAAAACCAUUAACUGUUUAGAAUUAAUUUUAUUUGUUAAAAUUUUGCGGUAAGUAUCUGUUUUUAUACAGAAUGCAGUUCACAGGCAUAGCUACAGAGGGAUUGCCUAAGGGAACAUUACCAGAGUUCCCUGUAGUGUGGUCUUUUUAACAGUUAUAUUUUAUUGUCUGAUUGCCAUACAGUGCAUUGCAAUGCAAUUUUUUUAAUUUAAAAUGAUAUUAACCUGGUAUUGAAUAAGGUAGACGUUAACCAUGUUUGGCCAAAUGUUUUUUUCCAGGUUAGAAAGCCACAUAAGGUGAACUGCAGGUAAUGAGAGUCAUUUUAGCCUUUUAUUCAGCCAGACUCUCUUUGCAGGUAACAGGUUGUCAGUGUUUAUUGGGUGAUCUUUCUAGAGUGACAGUUUUUAGUUCUGGGGCUUUUCAGUAUCAGAAUUUGUGAGAUACUGUGUUCAUUGUUCACAGCAGUUUUAAACCGCACUUGACAGCACUUGUGAGUUUUUUUUUAAUUAGUACAAAAAUAGGUAAUCAAGUGAUUUACAUGAACCCACCCAGUGAAUGUUAAUAUUGGUGUGGCUUCUUAUUUGGAAGGUAUGCGUAUACAAAUGAUACUACAAGCAAUAUCCAGACAUCUCCAUACUUUGUUAAAAUACACAGUCUGGUCUGUUUGCACUUUUAUACCUUUUUGUUGUUUCAGGUGUAUGUGUGUUAUUUUCUGACUGCUUUAUUUUGAAUUAAAUUUAAUUCUUGUGUACAUUUUUGCUCUUGAAAAUAUGCUACCAUUCACUCUUUGUGUAUUUUAAACAUUAUGUUGCAGUAGUCUCCUGUUUGAUGUCAUUUCAUAUUUUCUGUAGCCAUAAUUGACAAAUCAUUGUAAAUACUUGAAAAUUUUCAUGAUCCCAAUGAGAGUGGAGGUUGAUGCUGUACAGAGGAAUGAAUAUGUUUUUUCCUGAAAACCUAAAAUAAAUAUAUGCUAUUUCAUUGAUGGCUUCAAUCCCCAA
Molecule: messenger RNA, 2308 nt
Organism: Protopterus annectens (West African lungfish)
Lineage: Eukaryota; Metazoa; Chordata; Ceratodontiformes; Protopteridae
Product: microtubule-associated proteins 1A/1B light chain 3B
Exons: 4
Coding region: 174-551 (125 amino acids)
Biological process (GO): autophagy of mitochondrion; cellular response to nitrogen starvation; macroautophagy
Cellular component (GO): cytosol; autophagosome; autophagosome membrane
Molecular function (GO): ubiquitin protein ligase binding
Source: RefSeq, a predicted model, not a curated record